UUGAGGUUAGGAUGGGGAGAGGUGGAGUUGGGGAGAUAAUGGGGGUGGAGUGUGACUGGGGUGGGGGCAGCAGGCUGGGGCUUUAGGACUUGUCCUGUGGGGAACUGUUUAGAGGGCAGACUCAGUGAGGAUGCAGAGGGUCCCAAGAUGCGUGAUGUGGGGGCAGAGAGGUCAUCGUGCAGCGAAGGCAGCCAGAGGUGUUGAGAUUGGCAGCUAGCUACCUGCGUGGGCUGCUCUGGUCUACUCACAACCCACCCUCCCUGGGUGUUUGGGACAAGAGGUAAAGUCUCUGGUCCAUGGCCUAUCUUGAUGGAAAGGCUGGGAAUGGCUCUCCUGGGUCCUGGGCGCCAGCCUGGCACAGUCACGGGGCAAGAGCUGCCCAGCAUGGUACCUUCCUCAUGGGUUCUCUGGGCCUGACCCAGCUUUAGGUGUUGGGAGGAUCUGUCUGCACUAAAGGAUCUUUGACCUUCCACUGCCCUCCAGAGGUUCCCAAACUGUGUGGGAGACCCGGACAGCUAUAAUAAGUAAAACUGUGGAUGUGAAGGGAGGUGGUAUGAACAUCCCCUGUGGAAGCUCAGAGAGAAGCCAGCUGUUCUCCAUCCCCACAGCUCUGACCACCAUCAAAUGGUCCUGUAGCCACACAAAGGAUGUUUCCAGCCCAGAACUUUUCUUUUUUUAAUAAUGCUUAUUUAUUUUUUGAGAGAGAGAGAGAGAGAGAGAGAGAGAGAGAGAGAGAAUGAGCAGGGGAUAGGCAGAGAGAGAGAGGGAGACACAGAAUCAAAACAGGCUCCAGGCUCUGAGCUGUCAGCACAGAGCCUGAUGCAGGCUUUGAACUCACAAACUGCAAGACCAUGACCUCAGUCCAAGUCGGAUGCUCAACUGACUGAGCCACCCAGGCGCUCCAGAACUUUUCUUGGGCUUAAGACCUACAUGUUCAACUGUGUCUUCCACUCCCCACCAAGAUGUCUAACAAAAAGUCAACAGAAACACAUCUAACCCCAAACUCUUGAUUCCCUUUCCUGAAAGGGAGAGCUCUGGGCUGGAUGUGGGCAGAGGCACUGUUGACUCUGCCCCUCUGGGCACAAGAGCUCCUUGGGUGCAGUUGAGGCCUGAAGACUCUCCCCUUCUGUGACCUCUGGGACUUGGGAAAAGGGGAGGCCCUUAGGAAGGUUCUGGAAGAGUUUUCACCCCCACACCCCCAAGCAUAUCCUUUGGUGAAUGUGACCUGUCGCCUGCUCCCUGGGGGGAAAGCCUCCUUGAAGUGUGGGUGCUGGGCUUCUGCCCACUGAGGGUGUCCAACUCUUGGCUGUGGAAAGGGGGAGGCCAGGCUGAUCUCUUGUCUCCCAGCAGGUGCAGGUGUGGCCUGUGCCCUGCAGACCUCUUCAGAAGCCAGUGGCCAGGCUUGGCACUCUGGAAGACGGGCAGUGUACAUGUGCUGGGUGCAGGUCUAGGGCAUGACAGGACUCUUAUCCUGCAAUGGGGGAAGGCCCAUGGCCAGGGAAGGCCAGGUUGCCUCAGGGAGAGGCAGCCAGCUACAAUCAUUGGGAGGCACUCCCUCUGCCCAUCUGCAUUUUUAGCCAAGGAGAGGGUAUCGCUUUAAAGGUAGAGAAGAUAGAGUGGGAAAUGGUGAGCAAGGUCAGUGGAUAACUUGAACCCAAGGGUUUGAACUAGAAGUUUCCAGGGCUCCUUUGGGUCUCCUAUCUGACACCUGAUGGCAGUGAGUAAUUUGAGGAGGGACUGAGAAGAACUGAGUGGCAGGGAAGACGUGGAGGGGCCGGUCAAAGGAAAUUGAGGAUGGUUGUUGCCCACAGAAGCUAGUCUGUGUGGGUGAGGGUGGUGCACGAGAAUAGGGCUGGUGAGUGCAGGAAGGCAAGGUGGGAGAGGGGGAGCUGGGAUCAUGGGGUUAAGGCACUGGGCUUCCCAGAGCAGACAGGUGUGACAGGAGAGUCCUGAGGGGAUGGAGAGACAUCUGCAGAGUAAAUCUGGGGCAUGGGGAACAGCCUCAGAGCUCAAUGGGGUGAGAGAUUUGGGGAGAGGAGGUGGUUCUGGAAUAGCCUGAGGCUGGUCCCACUCAGCUACCGUGCUUGGCCCCCUGGCCAGCUGUCAUUGUAUAGGCCUGUGAGAGCCUUGUAUGUUGACAAUCCUUCUUUUCUGGGUCCUUAUGUUUCCUUUUGCAUUUCCUAUGCAAAGUUCUCUAAAAAUGAAUCUCUACCUUUUGAGUGUGAACUAAAAGGAUGCAGGGGGUGAUUCUUCCUGGCCUCUGUGGUGGUGAUGGUGGCAGAAGUGGAUGGGGGCUGUCCCUGGGGAAGGCUCCUGGGGGUAAACCUACAUAGAACCUAGUCCUCAGGUCUUCUCAAACACCUGCUGGGAGGCUCCCCACCGUUCCUAGUCUGGGCUAUGACUUUGGGCCUGGAGACAUCAAAAAUUGUGUUUUGUCCACUCCAGAGCUGCCUGGCAGGCCUCCCUACCUCUCCCACCUCUAUAUGCACCCAGAUUCCCCACUCACUGGGCUUGUCACUGGUGUCCUUAUCUUUGUUGGGGGGAGGGUUGUCAUCUGGCAGAAGCAGUAGUUGGAUCACUUGGGAAGGUGCUUGUGGCAGAGAUGGAUCAGGUGGGGGUUCUCAUGUUAGCCUCUUCCCCUGGGUCCCUUUGUCCUUUGUUGUGUUACUCCCUGUCUGCCCCCUCUUCCUUGUCUUUUCUCACCUUUCCCUGCCUCACUCUGUAACUGGGGACACUGACUCCCUGGAUUGAUCACAGGGAGCAAGGGCUUAGGGACUUGCUGGUGGCUUCUCACCGGGUACAGCCAAUGGGAGGCACUAGAGGGAGGCUCUGGUGAAGGGAGAGUAGGUGGGGUAUUCUCCCUCCCUCCCUGCCAGUAUCUGGGCUCCUCUUCCCUGUCCCUUUAAGGCUGGGAGGGGGAAUAAAGGCUCUCAGGUGCCUCAGAAGCCCCUGCUGUUCCCUUGUCCCACCCAUCCCCAGAUAAAUUACUUCUUUACAACUUUGUAAUUGAACCAUCUUAAUGGAAUUCUGCUUCCUUCUGGAGCCCUCCACCUCUCUUCUCUCACACUCUGGCCUCAGGUGGGCUGGCUAAGAACUGAGUUUCCAUGUGGGGGGAGACACGCUCUCCUCACUCAGUGCUGUGCUUUUCUCACCACAAACUGUAAGGCAGAAUCUUCAGCUUCCUUUCCAUCGCUCACCCUCUUGGGAUUCAGUCUUUAACUCCCUCCCUCUACCUUGAAUCUCUGGUUCCAACUCUGAGUCAGUGUCUCCUCAGCAAGGAAGCUGUCUUCUCAGAGGUGUCACACUUGGACUAGCCACUUCCAGCUUUGUUCCAGGGAAUUUGGAGUUUCUCAAGGGGAGUCAACAUUGCAAACCUAGGGCACUUCUCCAGCAAGUCUGCCCAGGGCCUCCCUUAGGUGUAUCGUAUCUUUAGCCUAUCUGAGGGUCCACGCUUCUUGCUCACAUUGCCUUGCGGUUUCUCUGCUUUGCCAUGUGUCAUGUUAAGUGGCCAGGUUGUGAGAAUGUCUGGGGCAAGAGACUUUCUUUGUCUCCCCCAGAUGCUUGAAGCCAGCUGUCAAUAGAUGCCCGCUGAACAAGUGAGUGUAGAGAUUGUGUCCUAUGACCUUUCACUAGGGGCACAGUGAGGGGUGAAAGGGGAUGGGGCAGGUGGAGAAGAUAGCUUCUGGUUUGGGGAAAUGGCAGAACCAAGGCCUGGCAGUGUGGACCUUUUGCAAAGACAGGAUGCAGUGAUGUGUGUGUGUGUGUGUGUGUGUGUGUGUGUGUGUGUGUAUGUAUGGGGGUGUCUGUGAAGGGGGAUCCUCACCCUACCAGGCUUUAGAGGAACAGUGAGAAUGGGGAGCCAAACCAAUGUGUGGAGACUUGGUUGGACAGAGGUGCUGACAUCUGUCCCAGCACUUUCCUGUGGGAACUCAGUUUUGUUCUUUAAAAAUGAAUAUUAUUUAAUUACAAUAAAUACAUAAAAUAAAAAUAAUAAAUAAAAUGAAUAAGCUAACUUCACUAAAUCGAUAAGUAUGAAUUAAGCCCCACCACCCCAGGAUAGCUAUGUGGUGUCCUUUCCUGUCCUAACUACCCCUCAGUGCCAUGGAACUCCUCAUAGGUCUUCUGCCACCGCGGAUCCGUUUUACCUUCCGUUUUGCCUGUUCUCUAAUUUCAUCUAUCAGGAGUCCUGUAGCUUGCGGUCUUUUGUGCCUGGUUUCCAGUGCUCCCAUCUACAUUUAUAAGAUUGUAUCUGUCCCUCUGUCCUCCCGCAGGGAAGCGCUCCUUCGGUGCUGUGCAUGCUGGCCACAAGGGGGCAGCAGAGCCUGAUGGAAUCUGGGAGACUUGGUAGGGUCUCCAGGGUUGCUCUCCCCUCACAGCACCCUCUGUCUGGUUGCCUCCCAGGCAGCUGCUGCAGCAUAGUCCUCCUGCUUCCGUCUCUGAGACCUGCUACUUUAGAGAGGAUUUCUGGGCCCAGGGCCUCCAAUCUGGUGCCCUCUGUUUAGGGCUCACCUGAGUUUUGGGGUGGACCUGCCUCAAGUAGGGUUUGGCCCUGGGCAGGUCCCCGUGUCCCCGUGUAUUCUUCAGCUUCUGUCUCUCAGCUUUAAAGUGAGGAAAGACUCUCCUCUGAGGAUUAGAGUAAGUCAUUUAUUGAAACAAAGUACAUAAUGACCAGAGUGAAAUAGCACUAGAUAAAUGGUGGGCCUGAGUAUUUGGUGAAAGUCAGUAGUGAGCUGGGGCCUGGCCUCAGGGCUUCAGCCUACAGCUCAGCCUGUGGAGGCAAGUCUCCCUGACAUGGAGGAACAGGGUGUUGGGCAUGCUGGGGACUGUUAGAACCAGCCUCUCAAGCUUGGCCAGGGCCCCUCCUGACUUUUCUGCCUCGGGCCUCUCUCCUCUGAUUCUUUCAAGGUCAGAGGCUAAAGUAGCAGAUCUCCAGGCCCUUUUCCCAUAACUUGGCGCUCACCCUCCUACAAGGACUUAACUGUUUCAGCCUUGACUGUGGAUGGGCCUGGCCUACAUGGGAUUGGGAGAGUGAGUAAAUGCUUCCCAGGUUAUGACUGGGUCACCUAUAUGUGGGCGGUACUUGUAUUCACUCACUGCAAAACAUUCACUGACAUCUCAGUGACUAGUGAAUGUACUUGAGACACUGUGGGCAUACCUGUGUCCCAUUCAGGUGUCUUGUCCCCAGAUAUAUCAGGGCUGAAUGCAAGGUGGGGCUUGCACCUUCUCUUUUCCCUUUCCUUUCCUCCCUGCUUGCCCUUCCCUCCCUCCGUCAUUCUGUUCUCCCUUUUCCUCUCCCUCCUUCCUUCUUUCUUCUUGCUCUUUCCAUUCUUUUUUUUCCCUGUUCUUUCCAUUCUUACACCAUUUUUCUCUUGGCUUUCUUUUAACUUCUUAUUUAUCUUUUGCUAAUUGAUGGCGUAAUAAAAUUUAUUAAAAUUUCUAUAAGAAUGUCUUUCUCCCUGGUCUCAGUCCUUUGCCUUUAUAUAGCUCAGACGGGUGGGAGUGAUGCCUCUUCAUGUCCCCAGGAAUCUCAGACUUUGGAAGCAAAGGGACUUGCCCAUUCAGAGGGUGCCGGGACAGGUGCCUUGGCCAGUUGGGCUUUGCCAUCGACCUCUGAGAGGCCUGGGCAGGCCCCACUCCUGGGAAUGAGUAAGGGUCUAAGGAAUUUUCUGAGGCAUCUUUGGUUGGAUAGUUCAGAUAUGGGAAGACAGCCUCCAUUAGGAAGGGCUGUGCUCAUCAGAGGGGCAGGUGUGCAGACUCAGGGGAUACUGAUCAUCCCCACUGAGCCCUUGGUCUUGUCCUCAGCAGACUCCCAGGGCAGAGCUCAGCCCACCAGCAGGGUCAUGCUGGUUAGAAAAGGAAGGAACAUUUUGAAGUCUACACGGAAACUAUCGCCUUAUGUGUGUGUACGCGCAUGUGUGUAUGUGGUGUUUCCUGUUAUUUUUCAGUUUUUCCAGAUACCAAACAAGCAGGAAACACUUGUAUAAACUUUUUUCCUGCAGUGGAAGAUAACCCAGUGAACCUUCACCUUCACAGCGUCAAAAUAAAUUCAGAUUCACCAGAUUGCAGAUUUUUAAAGAUGAGGUUUAAUCCUUUCCACCAAAUGUCACAUUUUAAAAUUACACUUCUUUUUUUUUUUAACGUUUAUUUAUUUUUGAGAUAGAGAGAGACAGAGCAUGAAUGGGGGAGGGUCAGAGAGAGGGAAACACAGAAUCCGAAACAGGCUCCAGGCUCUGAGCGGUCAGCACAGAGCCCAAUGCGGGGCUCGAACUCACAGACCGCGAGAUCAUGACCUGAGCCGAAGUCGGCCACCCAAAUGAGUGAGCCACCCAGGCGCCCCUACACUUCUUUUUAUAUUAGCCAUUGAUUUAUGGCUUCAGUAUUUAUCUGAAAAGUGUUUCAAAAGUACUUGAAACAACUAAAGAUAAGAGGCAUUACAUGGCUGUUAAAGGAGAAAGUAUAAUAUUAACACACUAGCAUCGGGAUCACUUAUAUUGAGCAAGAAAAAUCAUUCAUGGCCAGUGGACAGUAUUUGUUGAUGAACAGCUGGAACAUGAGUCUGAGAGCUGGGGGAGGACGGUGAAGUUUGCUGUGUGGUGUCCUUCCUGCAGUGUCCCCAGGUGUCCUUCCAGUGUCCUUCAGGAACAUCUUCCCUGUGCUUUGUCAUUCCUUCCUCUCCCCUUCCUCCCAUCCUGGGAUUGAAGGACUGGCCUUCAAGGGAGAUAAGCUUUCUGGCCAUAUCAUACUGGUCCGUUGCUGAGUUCAAGGUCCUCUUCCUGCUCCUCUUUCACCUAGAGCUGUGUGGAGCUAGGGGCUGGGCUGGGCUCGUGGACUGGCUCAUGUGGGGCAGUAAGGAGGGGUGCAUCUUGCAGGUCCAGCCUUCCCUCCUCUAGGAAGUUCCUGGAUUAAAGGUUAAUAGAGGGCAGGGCUCAUGUCUUCCUUCAUCUCUGUGUGCAUGUGUGAAAAUGAAGUGUCAUAAAUACAACUUGUGUAGCCCAGUUCCUGGCACUUAGAAGGAACUCAGUCAAAUUCUUCCCACAGUCUCUUCAUCAAAUUCCCCUAAUGUCUCUUAGGCCUUGAGGAGUCUCCCUGUUGGGCAGGGAUUGGUGGUGGCAUGGGUGGGGGGUGGACCUGGAAGCUGAUAUUUGUCCUUAUCUCAUUUGUUAUUUUUCUUUCUUUUUUUAAAAAAAUAUUGACUUUUUAAAAAGUUCAUUUAUUUUUGAGAGAGAGUGAGUGUGUGCACCCACGUGAGUGGGCGAAGGACAAAAAGAGAGGGAGAGAAAGAAUCCCAAGCAGGCUCCUCUCUCAGCACAGAGCCGACAAGGGACUUGAUCCCACAAACUGUGAGAUCGUGACCUGAGCCAAAAUCAAGAGUCAAAUGCUUAAUGGACUGAGUCACCCAGCCUCCCCUCAGUUGUUAUUUUUCAGUUAAGAUACAUUUUCCCAACAGUCCCAAGUCUAAGUGGAUAUUGGCAGAAUAGACCUUUGCGGAUGACAACCUGGGAUGUGUUCAGAUAUAUCCAGAGGUCUUGGAUUUGUGCAGAGUUUUAAUAUCUCAGACCAGACAUCUAGGCAGAAAACUAUCAAGCCCAUGCACCAUGAGCCAGUCAGGCCUUGUUUCAUGAAAACAAAUCCAGUGAAUUAUUCAGAACAAUCAAGAGUGAAUGCAGGCUGGGUGAGGCUUUGCUGGGUGUGUGGUUGCAAAACUCUGAGAGAUUUGGUUUCCUCCCCUGUAGAAUGAAGAUAAAUGACAACAACCUGGCAGAAAUGUGACCAGGGAAGGUGUAGCCCAAGCUAGUGUCUUAACAUCAGUCACUUAACUCAUGAACACCUGAGCACUGGGCAGGCUUGAGGGAGUAAGCAAAGGUGGUUGAAUCUGAGUUUCUAGCCUGGGGAUGUUUCGGUGAAGCAUAUAUACUUGGGGCAGGAAGAAACAAGGAGCAGGAAAGAUGGUUGGGUCCUACCACCGAGGGGCUGGAUUGACUUGUUUAGGUCAGAGUUAACCGUCUUUGUGUUUCUCAGUGGAAUGAAAUGUUUUCCAAAUUUGGACAAGGCUGAGUAGCCAAUGGGCUGCUGCAGUGAGUCCUCUGCAAAUGAGCUCAAGCAAAGUUUAUUGUUUACUGUGUCCUGGGCACGUGAGGAGGGCACACAGUGCCUCCCUUUGUGGAUGCCACAGACAUUCCACAGAGGAACCAAUGUCAGAGCUGUGCUGGAGGACAGGGUGCCAGUAAAACUCCAACAAGUACGUAUAUGGGGCACGUAUAGGGAUGAGCAGGUGGGCGAGGGUUCCUCUGAGGAAGGUCACAUUAGGCAAGACUGAGACGUUAAGGAGUUUGGGGGAUGAGAGAGAGAGAGAGAGAGAGAGAGAGAGAGAGAGAAUGAGAGAGCAAGAUGAUACAAUGACUUGUUAGAAGGCCCGAGGCUUCGGAACGGAGGAACUCACUGGAAGAACUCACUCAGGCCAGUGAGGGACAACUGGCAGAGUGAUGGAAAGAGGUCAGAGAGGAAGCUGUGCCCUGGGAAUCACAGACAAGAGGUUUAUAGGGGGAUCCCUUGAACAGAUAAGGCAGAUCUGACUUGAGAGGAUCAUGACCUUGGAAGGAAAAUGAACUUGAGGAGGUCAGGCUGGAGGUGGGCAGGGGACACUCAUGGGGAAGAAGGGACACCCUGCUUGGGCCAGGGGAGAAAUAGGGGUUGCCAGGAACUAGGUACUGGCCACGGAUAUGGAUUUGAGAAAAGUCUUGAAUAUCUCUGGUGCAUUGGAGGUAGACUGGAUGGGAACAUGGACUGUGUAGUGGAAUGACCCUCCAGUUUCUGGCAGAUGUAACUGAGUGAACCAAGGUGUCCUGCUGAGAUGGGAACAUACAGGUAGGGAGGGGCUGGAGGAAGCCCCAGUGCUCCAGGGUUUUCCUUCAGAGACCAUAACAUCCAUCUUUCCUAGAGCACACUGCAGCCUGGCAGGGAGGGGACUGAAUGGUGUAUCCAGGCCAUGCAUACUUGUAAAAUACUAACAAGCCACAGGGUGCUGUCCAUUCAGCUUGGGCAGGGCCAGAGUCCUGGAACUGGUCCUGGAAGCUCCUGAUGCCCAGUAGUAACCUCUCUGUUGCCACACCUAUGUGGUCUCCGGGUGAAGAAAAGCAAAGCAGCUACACCAGGGGCUUUUCAAAGACUCUUGCCUGAUGGUAUUCACCAACUGUCAUGAGUAGUCUCAGUAGUGAACAGCCAUGCAUAGGGCUAGGUAUUAGUCUUGGCUGUGCCAUACACACUCUCUGCUUAUGGUUUAGAAGUUAGCCAACCUGGAGAGUAGCAGUUGUUCAUCAAACUAUUGCUGAGUCUGUACCUCUGUGUGACUCCCUGCAGGGUGGGUCAGUGUACCUGUACUGCCCUGUUUCUGUGGCUCUGAUCGCGUUGCUUCCUUACUGAUAACUGGGGUGCACCAUCCAGAGGGCAGGGCAGAGUCUGCUGGGAUUGUUUUUUGUAAGCUUUCACUUUCAAAUGGUGCAGGACAGAGAAGGGUGGAUUUUCCUGUCUGGGAGUGCUUAGUGGGGGCCCAGGACCCUGUUUUGGCUCAGACCCCUCUAACCUGUUCAGGUUCUGCUUCCCCACUCAUCUGGGAACCACCUGCCUCUCAGGCAAGAAGACCCUAUGGCACCCAACGUUGGAUUUGGAAGCAGGGUUUGGGGCUCAGAGCAGCUAACUGCAAGUGCAAUCUCUGAGAGCAGAUUUGGGGUCUGCUGAGAUCUCACACUACUGAGUUAGAGACAUUCCAGAAGUCUCAGCUUUCUAAGCAGGUGUUCUCCUGCCUCCUGCCCUGUGUCUCCCCAGCCCUGAGGAAAUGGAGGAUUGCCGCAGAGGCUCUUUGCUCUCCCGUCUCGCCUCCCUGCUUCUCUUCUUCCAGUUGCCUGCUGGGGGGUCUGCAGAGGAGUUUGUGGUGAUUGCCCCCUCGGACCCCAUUGUGGCAGUGCUGGGUGGGAACGUCACGCUGCCCUGUCAUGUGUCCCCAGCCAUGGAUGUGGAAAACAUGGAGCUGCGGUGGUUCCGCUCCAAGUUCUCAGAAGCAGUGUUCAUCUAUGAAAACCAGCAGGAACAGAAAGAAGAGCAGCUGGCUCAGUACACAGGGCGGACCUCGCUGGUGAAGGACUUCCUCAGCCAGGGGGAGGCCACUGUGCGUAUCCACAAGGUCCAGGCUUCCGACAACGGGCUGUAUACCUGCUUCUUCAGAAAGGGAAAUUUCUAUGAAGAGGCCAGUUUGGAGCUGAAGGUGGCAGGUAUGGGCUCUGUCCCUCAAGUGCACAUCACAGGGCCAGAGGAGGACGGGGUCCGAGUGGUGUGCACGGCCUCGGGAUGGUUCCCAAAGCCCCAGAUACAGUGGAGAGCUGCUAAUGGGGAAAAGUUCCUGACAUUCUCUGAGACCCAUGCCCAAGACACUGAAGGGCUGUUCAGCGUGGAGUCUGCUCUGGUGGUGAGGGACAGCUCUUCAGGGAACAUGACCUGCUCAGUCCUCAACCCCGUCCUGGACCAGAAGAAGGCGAUGGCCAUUUUCAUCCCAGAGCCCUUCUUCCCCCAGGCCUCUCCGUGGAAGCCAGCUUUCAUAGUGAGCCUCGUGGUGCUGAUGCUCUCACUCCUUGGGGCUGCCUAUUACAUCAAGACAGAACAUACUGUAAAGAGGCAGGAGAUGCAGGAAUGGGAGAGACUGCACAGGGACAAGGAGGAGGCCCGGUGGACAAAGGAGGAGGCAUUGAAGGCCAGAGAUGAACUCCAAGAAGAUCUCGGCAGGAGGAAAUCCAUUUACCUGGGUGGCUGGAGGAAGGCGCAGUUGUAUGCAGACUGGCGGAAGGAGAAGUUCCAGGCCUUGUCUGUCACUCUGGAUCCAGCAUCUGCACAUCUGCACCUUGCUGUCUCUGGUGGACAGACUAGUGUGACCUUGGAGGACACAACUGAGGACCCAGGAGGACCCUGUAGCAUCUUGGGCCAGGAGGCCAUCACAUCAGGGCGCUGUUACUGGGAGGUGGAGAUCAGGAAUGGAAACAGAAGCGAGUGGGGUCUGGGGGUUUGUAGGGGAGAUGUGGAGAGGAAAGGCUGGUACACAGUAUGCCCAGAAAAGGGGUUCUGGGUUCUGGGGUGGUACGGAGGUAAAUUAUAUGCUCUCCUCCCUCAGAGUCAGGAAAUCUGUGAUGAAGUUCUCCACAGGGUGGGUGUUUUCUUAGACCUCAAAGAAGGGGAUGUCUCCUUCUAUAACAUGACUGAUGGAUCUCACCUUUUUUCCUUCCCUCUAACUUCCUCCACUGGGACUCUGUUUCCAUACUUCACGAUUAAGUCAGGGGAUGUGUCCCUGACCAUCUGCUCUGUGGUGGGUGUGCCUACAGAGACCCCUAUGCCCCUUAACAAUCCUCCUUCUUCUUUGGAGGAAACUGUAAGCCUCUCAGGGAAUGAGUUCAGCUCAGGUUGUGCUGUUGAUGGUGCUCUCCCAGGGGCCGGCUCUCCAUUACUCCCCUAUGGCCCUGAGGCUAUGUGACCAUAGGACCCCAGACUCCUUAUGGUGGCUCUUUCUGGAGCUUCACAUCCCUUGAGACAAAAGCCUCUGAGGUUAGUCCUGGAUGACUUGGUGUCUUGCACUCUUGCUUUGGAUGCAGUCUCCUGGGGUAUGGCUAUGAGAACAGUCAGUUCAUGCCUUAUACUCAGGCAGCAGAAGAUAAUAUUGACUGAGCUUGUUUGGGGUAGGCUGAAUUUAGCUAUUGGAAGUAAUGCUUCUUUUGGUAAUGAAAAUUAUUUCAUACAGUCUUUAUUCUGCUUGGAUAUGAAGGAGAUGAGGGCUGAAUGACUCUGCAGAAUUAAAUGGUGUAUAUUUUAUCCAACUUGAGUUGUGCAGAUGAACCCAGAGGCUAUGGGUAGGUCACCAGUUCUAUUUUGGGAAAUGUGCACUCUGAUUAGAGACAUUGGCCAUCCAAAAAUUUCUGGAGAAAUGAGUGGCUGAUUGAUGUUCAAGAGGAAAGCAGUCUAAUAUUCUACUGUAUAUACCUCCUAUUCUGGGAUGGUGGAAGCACACUUAUCUUACCAACCUUAGUAAAUGUCUGUUAUUCAUGAAAUACCAGUGCUGUGUUAAUUCAGGAAUUAAGAAGAAGGAUCUGAUUCUUCGUGCGUGUCAACUCCAGUUGGAAAGAAGAGAACUUCUACCAGAAUAAAGAUACGAAUGAGGAAGAGGAUUUUCAGAUGCUGGGUGAAUUUCAGAAAGCUUUGACUAUGAGCACGGUUUCCAGAAUCUGUGUAGUGCCUCUCAUUACUUCCAAGUCCAAAGGUGGAGUGCCCGAGUGGCUCAGUGGGUUAAGCGUCCAACUUCAGCUCGGGUCAUGAUCUCACAGUUCGUAGGUUCAAGCCACACAUCAGGCUAUGUGCUGACAGCUCAGAGCCUGGAGCCUGCUUCAGAUUCUGUGUCUCCCUCUCUCUGCCCCUCCCUGCUCACGCUCUGUCUCUCUCUCUCAAAUAUAAAUAAACAUUAAAAAAAUGGGGGAGGGGAAGAGGACCUAAUAGAUAUUUUUCCAAAGAAGACAUACAGAUCACCAAUAGACACAAGAAAAGAUGCUCGACCUCACUCAUCAUCAGGGAAAUGCAAAUCAAAACCACGAUGAGAUAUUACUUGACACCUGUCAGAAUGGCUAAAAUCAAAAAGACAAGAAAUAAGAAGUUGGUGAGGAUGUGGAGAAAGGGGAACCUUCUUGCACUGCUGGUGGGAAUGCAACCUGUUGCAGCCACUGUGGAAAACAGUAUAGAGUUUCCUCAAAAAAUUAAAAAAUAGUAUUGCAAAAUAGUAAUAGUAAUAAAUGAAUGAUUGAUUAAUAUCACUAUUAGGUAUUUACACAAAGAAAAUGAAAACACUAAUUUGAAGUGAUGUAUGCAUCCCUAUGUUUGUUGUAGCAUUAUUUACAAAAGCCAAGUAUGGAAGCAACUUCAGAGUUCACAGAUUGAGGAAUGGAUAAGGAAAAGUUGGUUUAUAUACAUAAUCGAACAUUACCCAGACAUAAAAAAGGAUGAGAUUGUGCUAUUUGUGACAAUAUGAAUGGACCUAGAGGGUAUUAUGCUAAGUGAAAUAAGUCAGACUGAGAAAGACAAUUGCCAUAUGAGUUAACUCCUAUGUGGAAUCAAAAAAAAAAAAAAGAAA
Molecule: messenger RNA, 13153 nt
Organism: Panthera uncia (snow leopard)
Lineage: Eukaryota; Metazoa; Chordata; Mammalia; Carnivora; Felidae
Product: butyrophilin-like protein 1
Exons: 10
Coding region: 9833-11512 (559 amino acids)
Biological process (GO): regulation of cytokine production; T cell receptor signaling pathway
Cellular component (GO): external side of plasma membrane
Molecular function (GO): signaling receptor binding
Source: RefSeq, a predicted model, not a curated record